This is a messenger RNA of Mauremys reevesii (Reeves's turtle), 3668 nucleotides long. RefSeq names its product zinc finger protein 239-like. The transcript has 2 exons. Gene Ontology annotation, molecular function: RNA polymerase II cis-regulatory region sequence-specific DNA binding; DNA-binding transcription factor activity, RNA polymerase II-specific. The coding region runs from base 185 to 1177 and encodes 330 amino acids. Gene Ontology annotation, biological process: regulation of transcription by RNA polymerase II; central nervous system development. NCBI's taxonomy places the organism in Eukaryota, Metazoa, Chordata, Testudines, Geoemydidae. Gene Ontology annotation, cellular component: nucleus. The record is from RefSeq and is a predicted model, not a curated record.
ACUUCCUAUUCCCAGCAGUCCAUUACCCUGGAGCCUGUUGUCUGCUCCUUGGGGCUGGGGGAGCAUCUAGUAUCCAAAGUGCCUCAAUCCCUGCUUCCAAUGAGCCCUCCCCGGCCCUUGCCAGAGAGCAUAAGGGGAUAAAAUACACCCCGUUGCUGCCAGUGGGCGAGCAGGUGAUGGGAACAUGAAUGAAAAUGAGGAGGAGGAUCCUCAGCAGGAAGGUCCCAAGCCAGUGGAAGCCCCUGGGACAUUAUCAGACUUUUUCAUAAGGGAAGCUUUUCCGAGUUCUGACCAGGACAAAGCCUGUGAGAGGCAGGAGAUACGUUCUCCGGAGGAGAGACAGGAAAAACCUAUUCGUUGUGAAAGAGGCUUCAGGAAACGCAAAGGCACCAUUGUUCACCAGAAAACUCUCCUGGGCGAGAAGCCUUACAUCUGUAUUGAAUGUGGACAGAGCUUCAACCGGAGCUCGGACCUCAUCCGCCAUCAGCGGAUCCACACUGGCGAGAAACCCUAUGUGUGCACCGAGUGCGGGAAAAGCUUCAGCCGGCGCUCGCACCUUAUCCAGCACCAGAGAAUCCACACGGGGGAGAGACCCUACCAAUGCAAAGACUGUGGGAAGAGCUUCAGCCAGAGCACGCAUCUCGUGCAGCACCAAAGGAACCACACCGGAGAGAGGCCCUAUGUGUGUGCAAAGUGUGGGAGGAACUUCUACCAGAACUCGGGGCUCAUCAGACAUGCCAACUUCCACACGGGUGAGAAGCCCUACAAAUGCCCUGAGUGUGGGAAAUGCUUCAGUGACAGCUCCAACCUCAUCGCGCACCAGCGGCUGCACACAGGCGAGAAGCCCUACAAAUGCACGGACUGUGACAAAUGCUUCAGUGAAAGCUCCAAGCUGAUCAUCCACCGCCGGACCCACACAGGAGAGAAGCCCUACAUGUGUCCUGAGUGCGGGAAGAGCUUCAGCCAGAGAUCCCACCUUGUCCAGCACCGCAGGACGCACACAGGAGAGAAACCCUACAAGUGCUCCGAGUGUGGGACGAGCUUCAGCGACAACUCCACCCUGAUCCGGCACCGCAGGACGCACACUGGGGAGAAGCCCUUCAAAUGCGCGCAGUGUGGGAAGAGCUUCAGCCGCAACUCGUACUUAGUGUCGCAUCAGAGAGUGCACGUAUGGUAGGGAGCAGCAGUGGCUCGGUCCCUGGGCAAGUAUGGUGCCAUGCAGGCACAUGAAACAUCUGCAGCGAUUGGGAGCGUGGGUGACUGAAUCAAAGAGGAGGGUGGAACACAUGCCUGGGAAGACAGGCAAUGUUUGGGGUCACAGAGUGGUGGGAGCCAAGGAGCUGUGUGCUGGGACAUGGAUCAGUCUGGAAUCUCAGACCUGGCAGGUGAUGAAAUGACAGGGUUAAUUUUCCUGUUUGUUUUGGUGUUUGUUCCUUUUUAAAUUAUUUUAUUUUGAAGUGAAGGUAAAAAUGCCAAGCGGUUAUUUGGCUCUGGGUCACAUCUGCAGCUUAUAAGAUUGUGGCACACAACUUGCAGCCUUCUGGUGACACCUCAGUUUUGCAGAAUUUAAGUUCUCCUCUCUGUACCUAUAUUAAGUUUGUAGCCCUUACAGUUGUGAAGAAUGACUUCAGAAUGUGACCCAACAUAGUGCUAAUAACUGCCUGCAUCUGCAGGCAAAUAAGCGGGAAGCCACUCCAAGAGAUGCUCUGUUCUUCUGUUUAGGGUGCUAACAUUGAAGACUCACCAUGAAACAUUUAAAUUGUAAUAUAUUUGACUGUUUUACUGCUAGUUAUUUUAGCAAAAGUAUCAAGCUCAUGUGUUUAUCCAGCGUGGCUGGAUAUCCUAGAAAUUAGGAAUAGAGAAGACAUAUUAGUUCUGUGAUGUGCUUAUUAUUUCUGUAAUUGGCUCCAUGGCUUCACAAUAUCUCCAGAAGGGUGGAGUACUGGUGAGAGCCAAUGGAGGGUCUGGGGGGCAGGAGAAUAAAGAACUCCUGUGUGUGCUAAAGCUACAGAGCAGAUCCAGGAGUUUGAGCAGUUGCUAGCCAAGAAAGCUUGUAAAAGGCUCAUUCUGUAGCUAGCUCGGCAAAACUUACCACUCUCUAAGGGAUCAGAACUCUUUGGGAGCCUGAAGCCACUUCUGGACUCUCAACAGAUGACAAAAUAUUAUUUUAAUGUAUUUUGAAAUAGUAAACUUUGAGGGGAGCAGGGAACUUGCUUGCAACUCCUGGAGGAGCAGGGACCUUUGUUUCCUGCUGCUCGAGGAAGUGGAGGAACUUUCUGGAGUGAAUGCCUUUCUGUGAAGCUGCAGCGGAUCUGAGGCUUUUGCUUGCAACUGCAAGUAUUUUCCAUGGACAACUUCAGACCAAUGGGUUUUUGGUUUUGACUUCCCAACAAAUGCUCCAGAUAUCUGACUGAGAGAGUCAGACAGAUGCUGGAUGGAUCCAGAAAUUCCAGGUCUCAUUUGCUCGACGUACUUUCAAAGGGCAUAUAUGCUUUUCAAUUUGCAGACUCAAAGAUUAAGCCAAAGUUCAGCUAAAGUUGACUGACUUUUAACGGUCUGCUCUUUUCACAUCCAAAUUUGAUGAAGGAAACGUACUGAACCUUGGUAAAUGCCUGCUGCAUGGCCAAUCUGACAGCACUCUAGAAUUCAGUGAUGGGGACUGCAGUUUGGGGUAGUUCCAGUAAAUGGAACUUUUCUGUUAUAAAUCUGAAUAAAUCAAAACACUGCAGCCAAUUAAUGGACUCAAGCCAGCAACUCCUAAUGCUCAAGACCAACUCAAAGGAAAACCCUGGCAUCAAGAAUUUGGUCUCAGAGACGCAAUGGCACUUUCCUCACUGAAAACUCCUUCCCCUGCAGUCCUCCGAGCAUAUGUUGUCCAUGUGCUUUGUACGGUGCUUUGUACAUUUAACAGUGCUCUCUAAAUUAAAAAUAACCGUGUGCAUUUAUUUCUGAUUAAAAUCUUUAUGUAAACUUAUUUAAAAUUGUAUGCAGAUUCGGUGUGGUCUUAGUGCUCAGGGUCCAUUGCCAGAGCUGCUAAGGUGGUUCACCACUCUUAUGAAGACACUGUAAUCGGUGUCUUUGGAAUUUCCUUUGUGCCCCAUACUGGAUUUAUUUCCCCUGUUCAUUGCCACACAGCUGAAAUCAUUAGCUUCCUCACAUGGGGCUAUGGGUCCUUCCCAUAGUGAUUUAGCUGUCAAAGGGCGAACUGGGCACUGCCAUUUCUUUGCUCAUGUAGCAGUUACAAUAUAUGUUCCUCUUCCAGCAGGACUUUAAUCUCAACCGGGGGCACAGAGCCUCACAAGCAGAAUGCAGGAGAGAGGGGUAUGUGUAAACUUAAGAGGUCACUGAGAGCUGGAAAGCCUGCUCCCAAACUGCUGGAUAUAUGGACUCUUGCAGACAGGAGUGCAGCCUGUCUCUUCCCUAGUAACUUCUUUACAAUUUGUCUCCUCUUUCUGGAUCAUAUUUAGCUACUAUUGGAAAAACCUUGGUAAAUGGUAAAUUUUCUCAUUUAAACAGAAAUUCCAUGGAGAUUGUUUAAAGUUCUGGCCAUACUCCAUCCCAGGUAUUGGUUCCUAUCAGGUGCCCAGGUCCUCCUGUCAGUUUAAUGGUGCUUUUUAGAAUACUCUAGUUUCCUCUUGUGCUACCGGUGCUUAGAAACCACAGUGAUA